AUGGACAAAGAAUUUUUAGAACCAAUACACUGUCACAAAUGCAAAAAGAAAACUAAACAUUUUAAACCAAUCAAAGUUCAAACAAUAAAUAGUCUAUGGAAAAUUUCAACACAAUGGUUAAAAUAUAAAACAAACAAAAGUUAAUUUAUUAAAACUACUUUAGGAAAAGAAAAUAUUANAACAAAAGUUAAUUUAUUAAAACUACUUUAGGAAAAGAAACAAUCUCAAAAAUAAAAUUUGAAAAAAUAACAGAACAAGAUAAACUAAGUAUUGCAAAAGAACUACAUAAACCAUUAAGCUCUCGAUUUCCGAAAAGGAAAAUAAAAACAUACGGUAUUGAUGAUUUGUGGGCUGCAGAUUUAAUUUUAAUGAAAAAUUAUGGUGAUGAAAAUGUAGGUUAUUUAAAUAUAUUAAAUGUUAUAGAUACUUUUUCAAAAUUCGAUUGGUCUGAAUCUCUUAAGAAAAACGAUGGAAAAAAUGUUACUAAAGGUUUUGAAGAAAUAAUAAAAACAGCUAAUUUACAUUAA
Messenger RNA from Cinara cedri, 527 nucleotides. Lineage: Eukaryota; Metazoa; Arthropoda; Insecta; Hemiptera; Aphididae. The record is from the annotation of a GenBank genome assembly.